Molecule: messenger RNA, 1860 nt
Organism: Helianthus annuus (common sunflower)
Lineage: Eukaryota; Viridiplantae; Streptophyta; Magnoliopsida; Asterales; Asteraceae
Exons: 7
Coding region: 52-1860 (602 amino acids)
Source: RefSeq, a predicted model, not a curated record
AAAGACGACUAACAACGGUGAACAACCAACGACCAUCGAUUUCACUUGAGAAUGACGAAUACGGCAUUAAGAGAAGCUAAAAGAGAAAGACGGAGCAAGAAAAGAAAUGAUCCGGUGAAGCCGGUGCACAUUAGCGGCAUAACUACAGGGGUUGCUGAUGAUGAUGAUGAUUUUGAGCCCCCGAUUCAGUCGAUAAUGACAAAGCAACCUCAGAAAUUAAAGGUUAAUAAAAAGCAUACAAAAUUAAGUCUACAAGAUGAUGAUGAUGACUUUGAAGUACCUAUUAGAGACUUGAUAGUCAAAAGGGGUGAAAACACAAGAAAAAGGCCAAAUACUACAACUAACCAAGAUGGUGAUGACUUUGAGCCAGUAAAAAAGAAACAAUCGAAAAACGAAAAGCAGAUGGAUCCUAUCGAGGGGAAACGGAAGAUUACCGAUGCAGAACCUAUUAGGACAGAACCAAGACCGUACUAUGAUUAUCAUCAUGAUGUAAUAAGCCUACGGUGCAGUCCUUCAGGUUUUAUGGAUACAGUUAAGCACUUUACUGAAGCGCAGGUGGCGGAUGUGAAGAGCAUUGGAUUUGGUGAGGUCCUUAAUAUAAAGCUUUAUCAUAUAAGCACACGUUUAGGGUAUUGGCUCGUACGAAACUAUGACGAGCAAUACAGCACACUAAACAUAGGAAAUCACAAGAUAGAAAUCACCCGAGAUUCAGUACAUGACGUGUUUGGUAUUCCAAAGGGUAAUGUUAUUGUACGAGAAAAAUAUAAGCCUAGGAAAGGAGCAAUAGUGGAGAAAAAUACGGCUACUCAAGGCGCAGAAACAACCAUAGAUGAGUUCAAAAACCAGUGGCCAGACACAAACAAAAUUACUCAUACUUUACUUGCAAGAACUAUGUCAAAGCAAACCACUGGCGGACGAUUAUUCAAGCUAAAUUUCCUAGCCUACUGGAACACUUUGUUUGUAGAGAUAACAAAGUCAACAACUGUUAAACAAAGUUUUCUACUUGCAAUUGACAAAGAGGAAGACAUUCCAAAUCUGGAUUGGUGCUCCUUCGUUUUAGAAUCGCUGAAACGAACAAGACAAGGUUGGAAAAAGUUAGACUCACAAUACAAUGGCCCGGUUGCAUUCCUAACGCUUCUAUACAACCAUUAUUUCAACAAAAGACACAAAAUUUUCGAUGAAGCUGGUGAAAAUGCCUGUCAUACAAACACUUCGACGCUGUACACUGACCUUUUCGCUGACAACAUCCCGAUACACGAGGCAGCUGCGGUACAAGAAAACCUCACCGAAUUCAAUACAUUAGAUCAGCGUAUGGAAGAUACGGAUGAGUACAUAAUACCACCAGUGGAUACGACACAUGUCUACAACAGAAGAAACCUGGCUGGAAACCUGGAUGGGGAAGAUCCGAUUGACGAAGGUGACAUACCAUCAAAUACGGAUUGGACACAAACGCAAAAAGAGAUUGACUACUGCAGCACUCCGGUUCAACUAACCGGGGUGAUCUAUGAUCAUGCUGCGUGGGAAGCCUCGAAAAAAAGUAAAAAGGUGUUGUUGAAAACAAUGGACAAUAAUAUAAAGAAAUACAUUUCUCUGGUUUCGGAUAUGAAUAAUCUCGUUAAGGGGGUAAAGGAGAAGUUUUUCUGGGAUGUUGAAAUUAUGGAAAGGUGUAAAAAAUGGAAUGAUGCGGUUAAAAAUACAGUUUCUAAAAAUACAGUUUCGAUACCUGAUGAAGUAAGCUCUGCUGGUGAUGAGGUGGUUCAAAACAAAGUUGGACAGGGUGGCGAAACAAAUCAAGAGUUAGAGGGCGAUGGAGAUGCAAGGGUGGAACAUGAAAACACAGGGAAAGAUAAAGGUAUAUAA